Colletotrichum costaricense is the source of this 636-nucleotide messenger RNA. RefSeq names its product cycloheximide resistance protein. Gene Ontology annotation, cellular component: plasma membrane. The transcript has 2 exons. Bases 1 to 636 code for a protein of 211 amino acids. The record is from RefSeq and is a predicted model, not a curated record. Gene Ontology annotation, biological process: transmembrane transport. Gene Ontology annotation, molecular function: transmembrane transporter activity. Lineage: Eukaryota; Fungi; Ascomycota; Sordariomycetes; Glomerellales; Glomerellaceae.
AUGUCGGACAAUUCCCCUACUAGCGACUCCAAGUCUCAGGAUCUUCUUUACCCUACUCCAAAGCAGCAUGAAGACCAGCAAGCAUCAACAAGCAACAACCCACAAUCAUGGCCUAGAUUGCGGAAAUGGCCCAUUGUGGGCCUAGCAGCAUACUGCGAAUGUCUCACAUUCCUUGUCUCGAUGAUGCUGGCACCCAGCGUCCCGCAAGUCCUGGAGACCUUUCGGCCAGAAGGGAGUGGUAAGGCUCUGGGAUCCUUCUGUGUUACAGUCUACAUUCUUGGGUUUAUCGUCGGACCCCUCAUUUUGGCGCCGCUUACCGACCAUUACGGGCGUGUCGGCAUAUAUCGCCUGUAUAUCAUUGCUUAUCUUGGCUGGACGGUGGCGUGCGCCCGCAGCAACAGCCUGGAAAGCCUGAUCACUUUUCGUUUCCUGGCAGGCUGCUUCGGUGGCGCUCCUAUGGCGAUAGGGCGAGCUGUGGUUGCAGACCUUUACGGGCCGGGAGAAAGGCCUGGACCGAUGGCUUUCUACUCUUUCGGAACCAUCAUGGGCCCAACCCUUGGCCCCGUGCUAGGUGGUAUAGUUAAUGGAAAUCUUGGUUGGAGAUGGGUAUUCUGGCUGGCUGCCAUCUUGGUAUGA